AUGGCCGAAGCUGUUCCUAUUCCUGAGCCUCCUGGGUUGCCCCUCUUGGGUAACUUGGGCGAGUUCUCGGCGAACCCGAUUGACGAUGUAGUUCGUCUGGCGAAUACUUAUGGAGAAAUCUACAGACUUCAUAUGGGCACUCGCCCUGCCGUCUUCGUCAGCACCCAGGCCCUUGUCAACGAAGUCUGCGAUGAGAAGCGCUUCCAAAAGUCGCUGAGCUCUGUUCUCCGGAUUGUGCGUGAGGGUGUUCAUGAUGGUCUUUUCACUGCACACUCUGAUGAGCCCAACUGGGGCAAGGCUCAUCGUGUCCUGGUCCCGGCCUUUGGACCUCUCCCCAUCCGCGACAUGUUUGAUGAGAUGCAUGAUAUCAGCUCCCAGCUGGCCCUGAAAAUAGCUCGCCACGGCCCUCACAAGCCCAUUCCUGUGUCUGACGAAUUCACAAAGCUGGCGCUGGAUACCAUUGCGCUGUGCUCUAUGGAUUACCGCUUCAAUUCUUACUACAAGGAUAAGAUGCACCCCUUUGUCCAGGCCAUGGGCGAUUUCCUGGCGGAAUGCAGCAGGCGAAACAGGAGACCUGGCUUUGCCCCCAACUUCCUCUACCGCGCCGCCAACGAAAAGUUCUUCAACGACAUUGCCAUUAUGAGAGACACGGCCAAUGCCGUUGUAGAGGCUCGAAGGAAGAACCCGACUGAUCGAAAGGACCUGCUCGCGGCCAUGUUGAACGGCGUCGACCCCCAGACUGGCGAGAAGUUGAGUGAUGCCAACAUCACGGACCAGCUCAUCACAUUCUUGAUUGCGGGCCAUGAGACAACAUCUGGCACCAUGUCAUUUGCAUUUUACCACCUUUUGAAGAAUCCAUCAGCCUAUCGAAAGGUUCAGGAGGAGGUUGACGCGGUGCUUGGCCGUGGACCUGCUAAAGUCGAGCACGUUACCAAGCUUGUAUAUAUCCAAGCAGGGACAUCACAGGUUCUGAGAGAAACUCUGCGCCUCAGCGCCGCAAUCCCUGCCUUCUCUGUUGAAGCCCUUGAAGAUACCCUUAUUGGAGGCAAAUAUCUCGUUCACAAGGGCGAGCCAAUCACUUGCCUUCUCGCCAAAUCACACCUUGAUCCUAUGGUCUUUGGCGGUGAUGCCAAUGAGUUCAAGCCGGAGCGCAUGCUCGAUGACGAGUUUGCUCGACUCAACAGAGAAUUCCCCAACUGCUGGAAGCCAUUUGGCAACGGCAAGCGAGGCUGUAUUGGAAGAGGCUUUGCCUGGAACGAGGCUGUCAUCGCCAUGGCUCUUCUUUUCCAAAACUUCAAUUUUAGUCUCGACGACCCCAACUAUCAGUUGGAAAUUGCUGCGUCCUUGACUAUCAAGCCAAAGGAUUUCUUUAUGCGAGCUGCCCUUCGACACGGAAUGACCCCCACAGAGCUUGAGCAGAGGUUGGCUGGAAAGGGCGUUGUCGAUGAGCACCAUGCGGACAAGAAGGCGGCCGGUGAAGCGAGCAAGGGAUCCCAGAAGCCCUUGGCCGUUUAUUACGGCUCAAACAGCGGCACUUGCGAGGCCUUGGCUCAAAGAGUGGCUACUGAUGCAGUUAGCCAUGGCUUCCAGGUCACAGACCUUGCCCCUCUUGACGCUGCCAACCAGAACCUUCCUAAGGAUCGCCCAGUUGUCAUUGUCACAGCCUCAUACGAAGGACUGGCGCCAUCCAAUGCAGCUCACUUCGUAGACUGGGUUGAAAACCUCAAGGGCAAUGAAGUGGAGGGCGUGUCAUAUGCCGUCUUCGGCUGUGGCCACCACGAUUGGGUUCAGACCUUCCACCGCAUCCCUAAACUCGUUGAUGCGCAACUGGGCGAGCAUGGCGCUACCCGCCUCAUUCCUCUAGCUACCACCGACGCUGCGGGUGACAUGUUUAGCGAUUUUGAAGCUUGGGAGGACGAAUCCCUCUGGCCUGCUCUGAAGGAAAAGUAUGGUGCUGCUGCAGUCUCUGCCGAAGGCUCAGCCGGCGGCUUGAUCGUCGAUGUGUCGCUUCCUCGCAAGUCGACACUGCGUCAAGACGUCGAAGAGGCCCUCGUCACCGACGCCAAAACGCUGACUACCAGCGGUUCUACCAAGAACCACAUCGAGAUCCGGCUGCCUACAGGCAUGACAUACCGAUCUGGCGACUACCUGGCUGUCCUACCUUUCAACCCGAAGGAUACGGUAGCUCGAGUGUUCCGCCGCUUCCAGCUCUCUUGGGACGCCGUCCUAACUAUUCACUCGGACCAGCCGACUGCUCUCCCUACGGAUACGCCUGUUUCUGCAAACGACGUGUUUAGAGCGUAUGUUGAGCUAAGCCAGCCAGCAACCAAGAGGAAUAUCUCCGUCAUGGUCGAGGCUACUCAGGAUGGGGAGCUCAAGGCUCAGCUCGAGAAGCUUGCUGGAGAUGAUUACCAGCAGGAGAUUAGUGUUAAGCGUGUUUCCGUUCUUGAUUUGUUGGAGAGAUUCCCAACACUCGAACUGCCCCUGGAUACAUACCUGACUAUGCUUCCCCCCAUGCGUGUCCGCCAGUACUCUAUUUCCUCCUCUCCUCUGGCUGAUCCCUCCAAACUCACUCUUACCUACUCCGUUCUCGAACAGCCCGCACUGUCCGGUCAAGGCUCUCACUUUGGAGUGGCCACCCACUUCCUGGCUUCUCUUGCCGCCGGCGAUAGACUCCACGUUGCCGUCCGCCAGUCCAAAGCAUUCCAUCUCCCCACCGAUGCCGAAAACACCCCUCUCAUCUUCAUCGGCACGGGCUCUGGAUUGGCUCCUUUCAGAGGCUUCGUGCAAGAGCGCGCUGCCAUGAUUGCUGCGGGCCGCAAGAUUGCGCCGGCCUUGCUCUUCUAUGGAUGCCGCUCGCCGGACAUGGACGACCUCUACACUGAGGAAUUUGAACGAUGGGAGAAGCUUGGCGCUGUGGAGAUGCGCAAGGCUUACUCGCGCGCCUCGGACAAGUCGUUUGGCUGCAAGUAUGUCCAGCACCGAAUGUCGCACGACCGCGAGGACCUGUUCAAGCUGUGGGAUCAGGGCGCCAAGGUCCUUGUGUGCGGCAGCCGCGAUGUUGGAAAGGCCGUCGAGGCUGUUUGCAUCCAGCUUGUUCAGGAGAGGGCCUCGGCUGUUGGAAAGGAGCUGACGGAGGAGGAGGCCAAGGCUUGGUGGGACAAGCAGCGCAAUGAGAGAUAUGUCACUGAUGUGUUUGACUAG
Trichoderma virens Gv29-8 is the source of this 3204-nucleotide messenger RNA. RefSeq lists its product as uncharacterized. The coding region runs from base 1 to 3204 and encodes 1067 amino acids. Gene Ontology annotation, molecular function: heme binding; NADPH-hemoprotein reductase activity; flavin adenine dinucleotide binding. Gene Ontology annotation, cellular component: cytosol. The record is from RefSeq and is a predicted model, not a curated record. NCBI's taxonomy places the organism in Eukaryota, Fungi, Ascomycota, Sordariomycetes, Hypocreales, Hypocreaceae. The transcript has 6 exons.